GUCGGCGCGGGUGCUGAAAUCGUUCCGGGUUGUUUUUAUUUAUUACACACACAUUUAUAAACAUAUAGUAUAUAUAUAUACACGCACGCAUAAAUAAAUAUAAAUCGAUCAUUUUUUGUUGUUGCGAUUUUAAAAGUACAAUUGUUUUCAACAUUUUAUUAUAAUUGUAUCGUGAAACCAGUCUAUCCGAAACCAACAGCGUUCACUUGAAAAACACACACGUAGAAAUGGGCGUUUACUCGGUAGCAUCUUCGAUCCUCCAAGGACCGUCUGUCCCGAUAAACAAUGACAUCCAACUGCAUAGAUUGUUCGAACGGAACGAAAAAGUUUAUCCAGAACACAUGGCUGUAAUGCACGGAGAACUUGGACAACCUUCCGUACGGCUUAACUUCACGGAACUAAAUGCCAUAUCUAAUCAAUUGGCCAGAGGAAUCAUCGCACGUGCUGGCCCUAAAAACAACGACGACGACUUUGUAGUGGCCGUUCAACUUCCUCCGGGUGACGGACUAAUUGCUACCCUGUUGGCCAUUUGGAAAGCUGGAGCCGCUUAUUUGCCAUUCGACGUAGCAGCGCCACGACACCGGAUCCAACACGUAAUUGACGAGGCUAAGCCAUGUUUAGUGAUCACCUGUACACCAGAAGCCGAAGUUUAUGGCAACAAAUCUCACAUCGUAUACAGCCUUAAACAAUUGAAGAGCCAGUCUAUUACGCUUUCCGCAUCCAACUUAGAGGACCGUGAAACACUAGUAGGCUACGUUGAUGGUAGAAGACCAGCAACAAUAAUUUACACGAGUGGCAGCACAGGAACGCCUAAAGGCGUGAGACUUCCGCAUUGUGUAAUUUUCAAUCGAUUGAACUGGCAAUGGAACCGGUUCCCUUACAGUGAUACAGAACAUAUGUGCGUUUUCAAGACUUCGUUGACAUUCGUGGAUUCGGUGGCAGAAAUUUGGGCUCCAUUGUUACAUGACGCACCUAGAUGCCUGAUGGUAAUUCCCAAGGCCAUCACCAAAGAUCCAGAACGGUUGAUCAAUAUACUUCACGAAAACAAGAUUGAACGUUUAGUAUUGGUACCAUCACUAUUACGUGCCAUAUUAUUAUACUUGGGAAUUUCUAACAACAACGAACAACAAUCUUCUAUGACAAAUCAAAAUGACGAACGGGGAAUUCUAUCAAGUUUGAAGUUGUGGGUGUGUAGCGGAGAACCUCUACCAGUAUCAUUAGCCAAACAAUUUUUGGACACUUUUUCUGGUCAUACGCUAUGUAACUUUUAUGGAAGCACGGAAAUCAUGGCAGACGUGUCAUACUAUGCCAUAAAGUCAUUCAAAGAUUUGUGUUUUGGUGACAAAAUUCCCAUUGGUAUUCCCGUAGACAAUACGACUCUAUAUUUAUUGAACAAUAAAGGCCAGAUAGUGGAACCCGGAUGUUUGGGUGAGUUGUACGUGGCCGGAGCAAACUUGGCCAGCGGUUAUGUCAACAACCGUGACCCACACCGAUUCGUAAAAAACUGUCAUCCAUACGACCAAGGCUUGGGCAUGGAGCGUAUGUACCAGACAGGAGACUAUGGGAAAGUAGUAAAUGGCGUGCUGUUGUAUGAGGGCAGAACCGAUUCACAAAUCAAAGUCAGAGGACAUCGAGUCGAUUUGAAUGAAGUCGAAACGGCCAUUCAUCAGCUGCAGGACUCGGGAAUCGACAAAUUGACCGUACAAUGCUACAAACCUGGCGAAACAGAACAGGCUUUGUUGGCGUUCGUCGUGUUCGAUAGUAAUACCAAAAUGACGGCCACGGACGUAGAAGAUCGACUGAAAAACACACUGCCGGAAUACGCUUUGCCACAAGUGGUUUCAAUCGAAUCCAUGCCGUAUCUCGUGAACGGAAAAAUCGACAGACAGACAUUAUUGCGCCAAUACUCUGAAAUAUCUGUGUCGGACAUUUGCAAAGAAUCGAAAAUUGACUACACUGACGUCGAUGCGAGCCAAAUGGAAACUGCUAAAUACCUGUUCGAGACCGUAUCCAGCGUGCUAGGAAGUUCGCUGCGGUCACACAUCUCGCCGGCCGCAAACUUUUUCGCACUCGGUGGCAACUCAUUGAACGCCAUUUACACCAUAAGUAAACUAGCCGACCUAGGAUAUUUUAUAGCCGUCAGUGAUUUUAUAACAGCGCCCAAGUUUGGUAUUGUUAUUAACAAAAUGAGAUUUAGUGGUAAACGAAAGGCAUGUUGUAACGACGAAGAAUGGCUCUCUGACAAAUAUACCAGACAAAUGCUCGAACCUAAGCACAAAAAUGAUGUGAUCAAGAUAAUUGCAGGCAGUUUCUACGAAAAAGCAGAUCUCGAAAGCUGGAUCGUGUCAAAGGUGCCCUACAGCGAGUACACCGAAGUUCUUGAAUUACUAUGGGAGCCACUGCUGGAAAAAAAUUUGAGUUUUGUAGUGCAAUCCAAAGAGUCCAAUAAAUUAAUAGGAGCAGCGUUAAAUUUCGAUGCUCUAGACGAACCUGACAUAGAGUUUAACGGUCGUUUAACAAUGAUUUUUGAGUUCCUCGAAUUCCUCGAAGGUCCCAUAAGGAGAGAUCAUCUGCCUAAAACUAAAGGCAGUAUAUUGCAUAGUUUUAUGAUGGGCACGGACAAAAACCUAGACGCACCAACCAAUGUUGAAGUCAUAACAUACAUGGAACAAGAAGUCUUACGGUUGGGAAAAACCAAUGGAUUUGAAGGCAUAUUCACAACAAACACUAAUCCUUUAACACAACAACUUGGAGCCAACGUAUUUGGUUAUAAAAUACUUCAUGAUUACCAGAUUAAUAAUUAUGUAACACCUGAUGGUAACAAAAUAUUUGGAGAAGCUCCAGACGACCAGAGAGCAAUAUGUUGUUGGAAAGUUAUACAAUAAAGGUUAAAAAAUUAGGGUGUAUUUAUUUUUAACGUUCAUUAGUCUUGUAAUGUAUUUAUUCGUUUGUAGAUUUUAGGAUUGUUAUGU
Messenger RNA from Rhopalosiphum maidis (corn leaf aphid), 2972 nucleotides. RefSeq names its product tyrocidine synthase 3 (gene e). The transcript has 17 exons. The coding region runs from base 228 to 2885 and encodes 885 amino acids. Lineage: Eukaryota; Metazoa; Arthropoda; Insecta; Hemiptera; Aphididae. The record is from RefSeq and is a predicted model, not a curated record.